Phragmites australis (common reed) is the source of this 899-nucleotide messenger RNA. Its product is annotated as LOB domain-containing protein 12-like. The coding region runs from base 130 to 705 and encodes 191 amino acids. The record is from RefSeq and is a predicted model, not a curated record. The transcript is spliced from 2 exons. NCBI's taxonomy places the organism in Eukaryota, Viridiplantae, Streptophyta, Magnoliopsida, Poales, Poaceae.
UGUCACUAAUCAGUGCGUGUUCCAUUUCCUGGCUAGCUAGCUACCGUUAGUGUACGUGAUCGAUAGGGGCACAGGAUAUCUCCGCCGCCACCUCGAUCCGGCGAUAGAAAUAUAGCUAGGGAUAUCCAAAUGGGCGGCGGCUCGCCGUGCGCUUCUUGCAAACUGCUCCGGCGGCGGUGCACCAAGGACUGCAUCUUCGCGCCCUUCUUCCCGGCAGACGACCCCCACAAGUUCGCCAUCGUCCACAAGGUCUUCGGCGCCAGCAACGUCUCCAAGUUGCUCCAGGAGCUGACGGUGCAGCAGCGCGGCGACGCGGUGAGCAGCCUGGUGUACGAGGCGAACGCGCGGAUGCGGGACCCCGUGUACGGCUGCGUGGGGGCCAUCUCCUUCCUGCAGAACCAGGUGUCACAGCUACAGAUGCAGCUCGCCGUCGCGCAGGCUGAGAUCUUCUGCAUCCAGAUGCAGCGCUGCGACGGCCAGCACGACCCCGACGUCGACGGUGUCGUCCCUCCGGCGCUGGUCGGCGACCACCACGUGAUGGCGAUGCAGCAGCAGUCUAUGGUCCCCGAGGACGUCAACGCCUUCCUCAUGCAGAACGGCAGGGGCAUCGUCCCGCCGCAGCUAAUGGGCUACAGCGCCGCGGCGGCCGGCGGCAUGCACUGCGCCGCGCAGGAGCCCCUCAAGAGGGAGUCCCUGUGGACGUAAUCAAGUCAACUUGGCAUUUGUGUACGUAGGAGUAGCCAGCUAGCUAGCUUGCUGCUUCAGUAGUGCUUCACUUGCUUGUAGGGCUAGCUGUAGGUUAAUUAGGGUAGUUUGUGACGAGUUAUUUCUUUCUUUUUCCCUUUUUAAUCCUGAUUUCUCUAAUUUGUUUCUUGUUCAUGUGUUGUAUUUGUGAUCAA